CCCUCCUCCACCACCCCCUCCCCCUCUCCCAGUCUCUGGUCCCAGCAGUGUCCCCAGUGCUGGGGAGAAUUCUCAGCGGUUGACAAAGCAGACUAGUUUUGACAAACAGCUGGACUCUCUAACUGACCUUCUGUCUGAGAUGGAGACCAUAGGACCCUUCAACCCCAAGUUGCCCAGUCAGUCCUCAGCUCCUCGUCCUCCUGCCCCCAAGCUUGCAGGUCCUCCCCCCACCGCUCCCAAGCCCAACCUCUCCUUCCUCCCCCCUCCAGAGAUGGGAGACAAGCCUCCUCCCGCUCCCUGGGCCGAGGAGCUCAAACUCCGAACGACACACCGACAAGCCAAUAACGCUACAUCCGCCCCAGCUCCUGCGCCUGCACCUCAGCCAUUUGCUAAGGCCCCAUUCGUGGCUCCUAAGGCUUUUGGGGGCAUAAAAACAGGGACGUCCGUGCCUCCUGUGGGGCUGAAGAACCAGAACCACACCCCGGCUCCAUUUGGUUUUGCUCCUAAACCUACCCCUGCAGCCAGCUCCUUCCCUCCUCCUCCUGCCGCUCCCCCCGCCCCUCCAGCCAACAAAGUGGCUCCCCCAGCCUUCAAUCACUCAAAGCCAUCUUCCAUUGACUCUCAGAUGACUGUGAGCCCGCCCCAUCCUGCUCCUGUGCCCCCUCCUCAGCCCAAAGCGAUGACAUCACCACCCUCUUCUUACAGCCAGCCAAUGAAAACUCCCCCUUCAUCAAAGCCCUCGCCCCCUGGGCCUGUCUCUGUCCCAGGUGGAGGUGUUCCUCUCUCCAUGAGGGAGGUGGAGGAGCUGGAGAGAAUGACCCAUGCAUUCAUCAAAGACAUGGACACACACGCUCCUGUCAUCACUUCACCACCUACAGAGGUAUGUGGGAAGUGUGGUGAGGCUCUGUCUCGUUCCCAGCCUGCAGUGAGAGCCAUGAACAAACUCUUCCACUCUGACUGCUUCUGCUGUGUGAGCUGCCAUCGCCCCCUGCAGGGCAUGCAGUUCUACGACAAGGACGGGACACCACAGUGUGAGGACUGCUACACUAGUUCUCUGGCGGUGUGUUCUCGGUGUGGGGAGCGUAUUACAGACCGUGUGUUGAAGGCGGUGGGCCAGUGUUUCCAUGCCCACUGUUUCCGCUGCUGCACCUGCGCCUGCAGCCUGGAGGGGGCGCCCUUCAUCACUGACGACAACAACAACCCAUACUGUGUCCCAGACUACCACAGGCGUUUCUCUCCCCUGUGUGUGAGCUGUAAUGAGCCCAUAGUUCCUGACGCCGGCAGUCAGGAGACUGUCAGGGUCGUGGCCCUUGACAAGAACUUCCACCUCAAGUGCUACCGCUGUGAGGAUUGUUCCCGCCCCCUCUCCAUAGAGGCGGACGCAGACGGCUGCUACCCAUUGGACGGCAGGAUCCUGUGCAUGAAGUGCCACACCCAGCGGGCCAAGGCUAUGCAUUGAUUGGUGGACACAUCUGUUAUUCAAGUCGAACUUUGAACCAAAUCCAAGGCACAGGAUCCAUUCAGCUUCCACCAUUCUGUCUUUGCAACAGGGCUUUACUUGUGCACCGUGUGUGUGUGUGUGUGUGUGUGUGUGUGUGUGUGUGUGUGUGUGUGUGUGUCGUUAUGUCUCGCUCCUCUUUCUGCUUAUUCCCCCUGUCUCAGUCCAGAGGUAAUGUACUGCACUGAGAGACUCCCCUCCUCCAUUCCUCCUCCUUUCCCCUUCUCCCCUUGUGUUAAUGCCAGUGUUAUCAAGGCCAUUUUUUGUUUACGCUAAAUCUCCCAGCAUGACUUGCACAAGUACAGCUUAGUCAUGGACUGUGUCCCAACAGUCAAAGAUGGUUUCCUGUCCUCUUCUCUCUCCACUAAUAGGAAAACAUGUUAAUAAGGUUUUAGCCAUACAACUUUGAUUUGUCUAGGCCUUCCACUUUUCAGUGGUACGGAAGGGAAAGAGUAGAACUAUUACAGAGUAUUUGAGACAUAGUAACGGUAAAGUGAAGUUGCCCCUAGAUGCUGAUCUUGGGUCCCGCCUACUUAUUAGGGUUAGGUAUGGGGACGGCAAAUUGAUCCUAGAUCUGUGCCUACUGGCAACUUUUCCCAGGAGUUUAGUGUAACCCCCUGACCCCGGUGCAUGAGGAGUUGAACAAAAGUUUAAGGUGGACUAAUUCAUGUUCCCCUGCACCUCCCAUAGGGCUGAGCUCUGGUGGGCUGGUGGCACCUGAAGCGCUUUGGGAGUUGUAGUGCCUGCAAACAUACAAGUUGCUUAACUGCCUUUAGAGAGUGCUUUCUACAGAACUACAUAUCCCAUCAGACAUGAUGUAGCAGAGCAGUGUGCUGUGGAAAAUGUAGUUCCUCUAGGGCUAAAAACGGAGUGCAAAAAAAAACACACAAAAAAUGUGAAUGUCGCUCUCGUUUGUUUUUGUUGUGUGCAUUUGUUGCUUUAUAGGCAUGCAUAGCUACAGAUCACUGUCAGUUACUCUCACCAUUUUAUCAAGCACAGAAUGAGGGUACAAUAUGAUCAAAAUUACAAUUUAUUUCUUUGUCAAAGGGAUUUAAAGUGUAAUAGAAGAUUUAAGAUCAUGAUUGGAGAUACUACCAUUACACACUACCAAGAACAAAGAGGUAAAAAGUUUGCCAAGCACAGAUUCCAUUCCUAGUAUCUCAUCAUGUUAAAUAAUUAGAGUACUGUAGUUUAACGAGGGCCGCAUGGCUUAGAACAGGACCUACGCUCUAGGCAGAAGUUGCUCUUAACUGCAGUUCUAGGAUCAGAUUACUCUACCCCAUCCCUAAUCUUAAUUUAAAGGGGAUGGAGGGCAACUUCCAGGACCUACAGUAUAAUCCUUGCACAAAUCCAUUAGUUUACCUUUAGGUGAAUUGAAUGAAUGAGAGGUAAUAUCUCUAUACCUAUGUUAUUCAUUAGAUAUCUCAACUCGCCUGCACACCAGAUAAGUGUGCGUUCAAGAGCGCUUCAUUGAGGAUGAUAAUCACAAAUACUGUAACUAUACACCUGUAUUUACAAAUGCUUAGUAUUUGGGGCAUUUGCAGAUCUCUGACUAACGUAAUAAAACUGAUUUUAUGAAUCAGGGUUUUAAGUAUUAUAAACAUGCAACAGAUCAAAUGGCCAGUCCUGAUGGCAGGAUAAAAGAGAAAUGCCCCAAUCUGCGGUGUUGUCCGUUUUCCAGUAGAGUAAAGUAGGUCAUUGACCGUAGCAGCAGCAUGAAGACCAAACCAAUACAUUUCAAGGUGUUGGUAACACAUUUCAAAUCCAGGCAGUGGUCACUCAAAUGCAUCACGCUUUAAAUUCACUGCCUUUAUUUUCAUGGAAAUCACGUUCAUUUUUAAUCGUUUUUUUGUCUGCUUUACACAGUAUAUUGUUCCUUUCUCAUAAUAUUCCAAUGAAUACCACUGUUUCCAUUAUUCAGCUUAGUGUAAUUUUGUGUUGAUAUCAGUUAUAUUUACUCUAAUUGUAAUCUAACCAUACUGUAUUUCAUUGAUAAGUACUUUUAUUUUCUGCGAUUUUUAUGUGAAACUUGGUGAGGUGCCAUUUUCACCCUAGGAUUCCACUCUCUCCUGUUCAGACUGGUUUGCACCGAACACCCAUCCUUACACAUUCCUCAGUCUGGCAUAGCAACACAACCCUAAUGACAAAACUAACAUUCAAAACCACAUGGCCAAAUAGGACUCAAUAUGCGUGUUAUCUGGGUCGUCCUUACCACCUUUAGUGUUCUAACAGUUGUUUUCCUAUUUUUAUUUUUCUCACAAAUGAUUCCACCUUUGUGACCAUGCCUUUGUCAUCACUGUCAGACCACUGGUGUGUGAUGAUGCCUUCAGAAACACCACUUUGCUCAUUUAUUUAAUGAUUGCCUUGUUCUUUUCAUAUUGUUCUUAUAAAUUCCUCUCUUAUAUGUGUGAAUGUGUAUAUGUUUACGGUUCCAAACAUGCCAACAUUAUUUACCAGUACAUGUCAUUAUAUUUCUUCUUUCAUUUUACUGUACUCAAAAUAAAACAAACUGCUACAUGCCUAAA
Messenger RNA from Coregonus clupeaformis (lake whitefish), 4023 nucleotides. Its product is annotated as zyxin. NCBI's taxonomy places the organism in Eukaryota, Metazoa, Chordata, Actinopteri, Salmoniformes, Salmonidae. The record is from RefSeq and is a predicted model, not a curated record. Bases 140 to 1459 code for a protein of 439 amino acids. Gene Ontology annotation, biological process: integrin-mediated signaling pathway; transforming growth factor beta receptor signaling pathway. The transcript has 8 exons.